Molecule: messenger RNA, 1471 nt
Organism: Leptidea sinapis
Lineage: Eukaryota; Metazoa; Arthropoda; Insecta; Lepidoptera; Pieridae
Exons: 7
Coding region: 10-1419 (469 amino acids)
Biological process (GO): proteolysis
Molecular function (GO): serine-type endopeptidase activity
Source: RefSeq, a predicted model, not a curated record
CACCUUUAAAUGGUCCAUUAUCUGUCCAUUGUGCAAAGUAAUCCAUCAAAGUCGGACUCGACACGAAUCUUCCAAGUGACAGUGGGUGUGAAUUGCCAAUGUGAUACGUACUACGCGUGUUUGAGUUCUUUUGUGGAAAAUUUUUUCAAAAACUCUAGUUAUUUUCUGCCAACGAAUAUCGAAAGCAAAAACCAAAACAGUGAAUUAGAUUUUAAUACGGACGAUAUAAAUAAAAUAAUAUCAGGUGUGUCUGGUUUUCUACGUGACGAGGUGAACGGUACUGUGAAUUUGGACUCCGAUUUUAGCUCAUUCAGAUCUAAUGAUAAAUCUACCAUUGUUGUUAAAAGUUUUAUAAUUGGAAAUCCAAUAAAUGAAUUACAAGAUGAUUUUGAUUAUUACGAGAAUGAUUCUGAAAACAUUGAGAAUUUAACAGAAAAAGAUUUAACAAAUAAGAUUAUACAACCACAAAAAGAGAAUCUUACGAAUAUAUUUAUUAAUAAGACAGUUAUUGAAUAUAUAAUACCUUUAAAUGAAGAUAACAGUGGAUUUGUUAAGGAUAUUCCAAAAAGCGUGUUUGACAACGAAAUAUUAAUUGAAUAUUAUGACGAGGACAAUGCUACUGAUUACCCGAUAAUAGAUUAUGUUGACAUUUACAAAGACACAACAAAUGAAUACAAUGAAUAUAAAACAACAGAAAUAUCUACGACUGAUAGUGAUCUUUCACACGUAUCAAAUUUAAUUAUAAUGAAUAAAACGACGAGUUAUGAUAACAGCACAUGUCACAGGAACAAGGAUGUAGCGGAUGUGUUCUCGUGGAUAGCGGCCAUUUUUGUAAAGAACACCACAGACCAGUUCGAGUAUCGUUGUGAUGGAGCACUUUUGUCUAGUACAGUUGUAAUUACUGCCGCAAGAUGUGUUGAAUCAACAAGGGCGGAAGAUGUUAUUAUCAUACUCGGGAAAACUUCAUUGAAUAUUACGAAGGAUACCGAAAAAAUUGUUCGGGUAAAUAACAUAAUUGUCCAUGAAAACUUUACUGCCAGCGAUGAUGACAUAGCUUCACUACAAAUAGAUGCUGCAGAUGAGACAGAAACGAUUUCUGUUUCUUGUUUAGGUGAUGAACUAGAUUACGAUAAAGCGAUGACUACAGGUUGGGCGGUUUCAGGCGAUCUGACUCCAAUAUAUUUCAACAAGAAGAAAAGUGAAAGUUGCCAAAUGUCCAGAAAAAUAUGUGGAGCCUAUGGAAAUGAUGUGGUUGUCUGUCCGAGCUAUGGCGGUAUAUUUGCCACUGAACGUAACAAGACAUGGCAUCUACUGGGCAUCAGGAGCACAAUUUCGUCCCGAGGGAACUUCUGUGUUCAUGAACCGGUGUAUUACACACGACUGUGCGACUAUGCGGAAUGGCUUGUUGAUCUUAUAUAGUAACUAUAUUAUAAUGUCGAAAGAAAAUAAAAACUAAUUCGGAGUAAGCGAA